This is a messenger RNA of Antrostomus carolinensis (chuck-will's-widow), 363 nucleotides long. RefSeq names its product adenosine kinase (gene ADK). The annotation marks the transcript as partial. The record is from RefSeq and is a predicted model, not a curated record. Gene Ontology annotation, biological process: purine nucleobase metabolic process; purine ribonucleoside salvage. Lineage: Eukaryota; Metazoa; Chordata; Aves; Caprimulgiformes; Caprimulgidae. The transcript has 4 exons. Gene Ontology annotation, molecular function: adenosine kinase activity. Gene Ontology annotation, cellular component: cytosol; nucleus.
GAAGCUGCCACUUUUGCUAGAGAGCAAGGCUUUGAGACUGAAGACAUUAAAGAGAUAGCCCGGAAGACACAAGCCCUGCCAAAGGUGAACACUAAAAGGCAACGAAUCGUAGUCUUUACCCAGGGGAAAGAUGACACUGUAAUGGCUACAGAAAAUGAAGUGACUACUUUCCCCGUGUUGGUGAGUGAUCAGAGUGAAAUUGUGGAUACCAAUGGAGCUGGAGAUGCAUUUGUUGGAGGGUUUCUCUCACAGCUCGUCUAUGACCGGCCAGUGACUGAGUGCAUCCGGGCUGGACAUUACGCAGCCAGCGUAAUUAUCAAGCGUUCAGGUUGCACCUUCCCAGAGAAGCCUGACUUCCACUGA